Messenger RNA from Acomys russatus (golden spiny mouse), 1238 nucleotides. RefSeq names its product X-ray repair cross complementing 4 (gene Xrcc4). Gene Ontology annotation, biological process: positive regulation of ligase activity; immunoglobulin V(D)J recombination; response to X-ray. The record is from RefSeq and is a predicted model, not a curated record. Gene Ontology annotation, cellular component: DNA-dependent protein kinase-DNA ligase 4 complex; nucleus; DNA ligase IV complex. Bases 126 to 1106 code for a protein of 326 amino acids. NCBI's taxonomy places the organism in Eukaryota, Metazoa, Chordata, Mammalia, Rodentia, Muridae. Gene Ontology annotation, molecular function: DNA binding. The transcript is spliced from 8 exons.
AAGAGGCGGGACUUGAGCGAAGACUCGCAAACCAAGGAAUUAGAGGACUGUCUCAUUGGGGUGCCCACUUUUUUUUUUUUCUUUUUAAACAGACCGGAAGUGGAGUCACUGCGAGGGAGCCAGAAAUGGAAAGGAAAGUAAGCAGAAUCUGUCUUGCCUCUGAACCUGAUGUAACUUAUUUUCUGCAAGUGUCCUGGGAGAGAGCAGUAGGAUCUGGCUUUGUGAUUACACUCACUGAUGGCCAUUCAGCUUGGACUGCGCCAGUUUCUGAAUCAGAUAUUUCCCAGGAAGCUGAUGACAUGGCUAUGGAAAAAGAAAAAUAUGUUGAUGAGCUGAGAAGAGCACUGGUGUCAGGACCAGAGGCAGCCGACACGUACAAGUUCGUCUUUUCUAAAGAGUCUUGUCAUUUCUCCAUUGAGAAAGAACUGAAAGAUGUUUCAUUCAGACUUGGUUCCUUCAACCUCCACAAAGUUACAAAGCCAACUGAAGUCAUUAGAGAACUCAUUUGUUACUGCCUGGACAGCAUUGCAGAAAAAGAGGCCAAAAACGAGCACCUGCAGAGAGAAAAUGAAAGACUCCUAAGAGACUGGACGGAUGUUCAAGGCCGAUUUGAGAAAUGUGUGACUGCCAAAGAAGCCUUGGAGGCCGAUCUGUAUCAAAGAUUUAUCUUGGUGCUAAAUGAGAAGAAAACCAAGAUCCGAAGCUUGCAUAAGUUGUUAAGUGAAGUCCAGCAUCUGGAAGAAGGUGGCGAAGCUGAAAGGAAAACUGUAUGUUCUGAAAAAACAACUGACCAAGAUGCAAUUUAUGAUGAGAGUACUGAUGAAGAAAGUGGAGCCUCUGACAUGGCUGCCGCUACUCGUUGUAAAGAUGAUUCCUUAUUUUCAAGUCCUGAUGUCACUGACAUUGCGCCAAGUAGGAAGAGGAGACAUCAAAUGCAUAAGGAUCUUGGGACAGAACCUAAAAUGGCGCCGCAAGAGCAGCAGCUACAGGAGAAGGAAAGGCCUACCUCUUCAUUGCCUCCAGCCAUGACAGAUGAGAACACCUCUGCUGAAAACAUGUCUCUCGAAACCCUGAGAAACAGCAGCCCAGAAGGGCUCUUUGAUUAGGAAUCACCUUUGGUAUUCAUCAAACUGUGUUCUAUAUCCAGUUAGUUCUAACGAAAAGACAGGCUUUCAAGUUAGCAGCGAUGGUUACUAUGUCUUGCAACUAUAUGAACCCAAUGGAUUACACAAGUAUGU